Molecule: messenger RNA, 1539 nt
Organism: Pyrenophora tritici-repentis Pt-1C-BFP
Lineage: Eukaryota; Fungi; Ascomycota; Dothideomycetes; Pleosporales; Pleosporaceae
Source: RefSeq, a predicted model, not a curated record
AUGAGAGGACCGAAUGAGCCCAUACCGACUGCUGAGCUGCACCCUCCUCAGACAGGCCGUAGAACUGGCGAUUCUGCACCACGGGCGAGAGCGGAGAUCAGCAAUGCAAACACCGGUGGUGUUGCUCUGCCCCGGCAAUACCAGAAGCACGAGGCUAUGAGAGACCAUAAGAAGACCCGGUAUGAAUUCUCCGAAGCGGCAAACCCGCAGGCUGCAUUCGAGAGUGUUGCUGCAGAGUUUCAGAAUGCGCUCACCGAUCGUGAGAAGGAACUCGACGAAGAGCGGCUCAAGUGCAGCUUACUCCUACACGCCAACAACAAAGCCGCCGAGACCAUCAAGAAUCAGGCUCAGACCAUCGCGCAACGGGAAGCUGACGCCAAGUCGCUACACGAUCUGCUUGAUACCAUCGUGGAAGGAUAUCUUAAGCCCUAUGCUCUGGAAAAUGGUACUCAUCCUGACGGCUGGUCACGAGAAUCUGUUCUCGAAGUCAUGAAGGCUCUCUCAACAGAUGCUAGCGACGCGCAUGUCCACACCGCCGAAGCCAUGUCUUACGCGGCUGAUGUUCAUUCCCUAACGGAGCAAGUUCGCACUCUCCAGAAAGAGAUGCUCGCCAAGGUGGAGAAAGUACACGUUGCUUCCGACGAACAAUUUGCGCAAGACUUUCGCAACAUCGUCUCACUCAUCAAGACCAUGAGCCGUACAGUCCAUAUUGUCGAUACCGUGGAUGUUGCAGGAACCUUGGGCACUGGUCCUUUACUCGAGGGCGUGUCGGGCGGUCACUGGGCUGGGCGCGCAAAGAAGAAACUCUUGGUCGAGGCGUGGGUCUGGUCGGUCCUCCUUGAUAACAUCUUCCGCACACCCUUCGCUAUCUUUGGAAACCAGUGUGACGUCUUGAACAGCUACUGGAACAACAUCUACCAGCCUCGGCACCGCAAUGGUUGGCCGAAGCCUACAACCCUCUGCGAAACUUGGCGUUACACAACAGUAGAGAGCAUGCUUGAGCGUAUAGAUCGAAAUAUCAUCGCGCAUGGAAAAGAAGUGGGCGAACCUAACAAGCUUGAAGUCGGCGUCUCUACUCUGCGUCACGAGACAUACAACACCAUCGGCAGCCGCCUGACCAAGAUCUCUUCUAUAACCGUUGAUGCUCCGCAAGUCCAGAACAUUGUCGACAAAGCCUUCAAAUUGGCGCUGCAGAUGUCACUUCAACGAGUCCGUAUCCAGAUAACUCACCCCAAGGUCGGAGACAGUUUUAGCACGGACACGAUGAAAGCUGUGCCAAACACUGACGGCGAAGACGCCGACGAUGGAGCAGUGGCCUUCAUCGUCCACCCUGGCCUGACUAAGUGGGGCGACACGCACGGGAAGAACCUCGACCAUCGUUACGACAUUGUUCCAUCUCUAGUUCAGGUAGCAGACUCUUCCAAGCCAGAAUCUGUGCAGACCGAGCCAGGACUGCGUGUUUGGGCGAACGUUGUGAAGCACGGUCUUGAGAAGACUUCGGCUUCGGACCGCAAGAAUCAAGGAGAAAGCCAGCGCUAA